Molecule: messenger RNA, 552 nt
Organism: Prunus armeniaca (apricot)
Lineage: Eukaryota; Viridiplantae; Streptophyta; Magnoliopsida; Rosales; Rosaceae
Source: the annotation of a GenBank genome assembly
AUGAAGCAAGUAGCAGUUCACACUAAGGCUGAGUACUUCAACUCCAAGCGUGCCGCAGCCACUUCUGCACGCAACAUGUUUGGUGAUCCUCCACCUGCUUUAGUACCCACCCCAGCCCCGCCUCAGCAUUCUUCUCCUACCCCAAGUACCCAGGGUACCCCGCACCCAAAACGAAAGGAUGGCUACCAGCAUACCUUCAGCAGUAGCAAGCGUGGUAGACAUAGCAACCACCACCAGUCCAGUGGAAGCAACCCUCCCAGGACAAGUGAUCGGGCUCUACUCCCCUUCACACCUAAGCCUAGGUUCGAGGUCUUCACCACCCUCAACACCACCUAUGAGAAUGUUCUGGUGCACGAGGCACCAAUGAUACCCAAGUGUCCCUUUAGGAGACCGUCCAGCAAGCCUAUGCCAAACGCGGGUGUCUUCUGUCGCUUUCAUCAGUUCAGUGGCCACGAUACCGAAUCUUGUGUUGACUUGCACAACAUCAUUGAGGGACUUAUCCGUGAAUGGGAAGCUGAACAAAUAUGUGCACAACCUCCCACCCCCACCUAG